AAGAUGUCUGUGGAGCUGGAGACAUUGGAGGGACUGGAUGAGUCAGAGAAAGAGCAGGCUGGUGCUGCUGAGGAGAGCCAGGCCAGGAUAUCUGACCUCUCGGAACUCCUGAAGGAAGGGACCAAGGAAGCACAUGACUGGGCAGAAAACACCCAGUUUGUCAAAGACUUCUUGAGAGGCAACAUCAAGAAGGAGCUCUUUAAGCUGGCCACCACUGCACUUUACUUUACAUACUCGGCCCUCGAGGAGGAAAUGGAGCACAACAAGGACCAUCCAGCCUUCGCCCCCUUAUACUUUCCCUUGGAACUUCACCGGAAGGAGGCGCUGACCAAGGACAUGAAGUACUUCUUUGGUGAGAACUGGGAGGAGCAGGUGCAGUGCUCUGAGGCUGUGCAGAAGUACGUGGACCGGAUCCACUAUGUGGGGCAGCAUGAGCCAGAGCUGCUGGUGGCUCACGCCUAUACCCGCUAUAUGGGGGACCUCUCAGGGGGCCAAGUGCUGAAGAAGGUGGCCCAGCGGGCUCUCAGGCUCCCCAGCACCGGGGAGGGGACUCAGUUCUACUUCUUUGAGAAUGUGGACAAUGCCCAGCAGUUCAAACAGUUGUACCGAGCCCGCAUGAAUGCCCUGGACCUGACCCUGAAGACCAAAGAGAAGAUUGUGGAGGAGGCCAACAAGGCCUUUGAGUUCAACAUGCAGGUGUUCACUGAAUUGGACCAGGCUGGCUCCAUGCUGGCUGGAGAGGCUCCUGAAGGCCUGGCAGAUGGGGCUCCCAUGCAUGACGGGAAAGGAGACAUGCGAAAAUGCCCCUACUAUGCUGUGAAGCAAGACAUAGGUGCCCUGGAGGGCAGCAACUGCCCCUUCCAAACAGCUAGGGUCACGCUGAGGAUGCCCAGCCUCCAGUUCAUCCUCGCUGCCAGCAUGGCCCUGGUGGCCGGACUGCUAGCCUGGUACUAUCUGUGA
Molecule: messenger RNA, 960 nt
Organism: Elephantulus edwardii (Cape elephant shrew)
Lineage: Eukaryota; Metazoa; Chordata; Mammalia; Macroscelidea; Macroscelididae
Gene: HMOX2
Product: heme oxygenase (decycling) 2
Exons: 5
Coding region: 4-960 (318 amino acids)
Biological process (GO): response to oxidative stress; heme catabolic process; heme oxidation
Molecular function (GO): heme oxygenase (decyclizing) activity; heme binding
Source: RefSeq, a predicted model, not a curated record